Messenger RNA from Harpegnathos saltator (Jerdon's jumping ant), 2948 nucleotides. RefSeq names its product narrow (gene nw). The coding region runs from base 132 to 1577 and encodes 481 amino acids. The record is from RefSeq and is a predicted model, not a curated record. Lineage: Eukaryota; Metazoa; Arthropoda; Insecta; Hymenoptera; Formicidae. The transcript is spliced from 4 exons.
CGAGAACGCGACCCUAACGCACUAACAUCCGGUGUAUUCCGAAAGACGAAAGAGAGAGAGAGAGAGAGAGAGAGUCGGAAACGGAAACGACUGCUUGAUCGCCAACUGCCAGCAGUAAUCGGCACGCUAACAUGAAGAUCGUUUUGUUGCUCUUGGUCGUCGCGGCCUUCACUUCAGCUCAAAGAAUCACAACGAUCCAGCUGGACGGCAUACAGUACUUCGUCUCGCGAAUGAAUCCCUACAGUCCCGAGCUGAAUUACUUCUUGGCGUAUCAGUAUUGUCGUUCGCUGGGUCUCCAGUUGGCAUCUUUCGAAACGAAAGAAAAGGCCGACACGAUGACCCAGUAUCUGAAGAACGCCGGCUACACGAAAUACGACUUCUGGACAUCCGGCAACAAGCUGGGCACGGACAUGUUUCUCUGGAUGAGCACUGGGCUGCCUUUUAACGUCACUUUCGACUACAUGCUGAAGCGACCUGGCAACAGACCCGCCGACGUGCCGCCCGGCACCGAACCCCAGAGAGUGGCGCGUGAAAGCGGCGACAGCGGCAGCGCGGAUGGAUGCGUCGCGAUGAUGGCACCCACGUUAACCUGGGAGGCGCAGGACUGCACCCUCGUGAAAGACUUUAUCUGCGAGCAAACAAGAUGCUACUACUACAAUUACGGCAGCAUUCCAGUCUCCGCGACUCAGGGAAAUCACAGACCCUACAUCACGACCACCUCGGCGCCAGCCAGCGACGACCAGACAGUGAGUGAUCGCGAAACCGACAGCACCAUCAUCGACGAUCACCAGCACCCGGGGACCGACGCUCUGGACGAGCAGGCGACACCACCGCGAGCGGACGCGUCCGCCGACGAGAAACUACCAGAGGACCCGGUCGUCAGCAGGCUGAUCACCACGACCGCUCCCGCAUCUGGCAAUCAGCAGCAUCAGCAUCAGCAACAGCAGCAGCAGCAGCAGCAGCAGCAGCAGCAGCAGCACAUGGGAACGACGACGUCGGCGACGUCGUUGUACGACGACGACGACGACGACGACGUCGACGACGCUGCUCGUGAGCACGAGCGCUCGGCCGCCGGCGAGCUGGACGACAGCCGACCGGAACACAUUCCGGACAUCGCGAGCCUCUUCACCGAGCACGCCGGCGUAUCGCAGGCGCGCAAGGACAGCGUCUUCGAGGGUCUGGAGACCCGCGAGAUUCUACGACCGUCGGCGAGCCGUCCCGUCGUUCCCGCCGCGCCUUCGUCCUUCUCCUCGUCCCCGUCCUCGUCCUCCUCCUCCUCCUCCUCCUUGUCGGAGAUGAGGAUGGAGCAUCGCGAGGCAGCCGACUACGGCGACCUCACGGCGGAGACCGAGCUGCCGAACAACGGCCUCGAGGACGCCCACACGAUCGGGCCGUACGACAGCGUGCAGGAUUACGUGAACGAUCAGCCGGCGGAGGACACGCCGGCGGCGGACUCGGCGAUGAUGAAGGACCAGGACGACGACAGCAGCACGAUCCUGCCAGAGGCGGAACCGGCCUACAGGUACAACAUCAAAGUACGCACCAACGGCAAAGUAUUAGACCCUCCGUCCAAGUAACGCUUUACUUCCUAGGCAACGUCGCGUUAUUUCGUUGUAAUAAGUGUAAUACACGACACGAGCGAGAUCGAGAUAUUCUUGAGGAAAAACUUGGGUAUAUAUAUAUAUAUAUAUGUAUAUAUAUAUAUAUAUAUAAAUAUAUAUGUAUGUGUAUGUAUGUUUAUCACGAGUACGUUUCGCGUAUACCCCGUCCCCCCCCCCGUGUGACACGAGCGAGAUGUCGCGGUCGCGCGGGUCAGACAACUCGCCGUUGUCACCGCUCGCCGUUUAGAGCUCCGUAACUUGGGGCGUAGCCGACAUAACGCUCUCGACAUACCUUGGGAUCAGAGAGGAUCGCACGUUCCUCGAUACAUAUAUUAUAACACACACAUAGCUUCCUCGGUCGGCGGCAGGCAAAGGGGACUGUUUCGAAAACAGAAGAAAAGAUGCAGGGGAAAACGAGAGGUAAACAAUGUACCGUCGAGAACGUCGAGAAAAGGCCGAAUCGCGACUGUGUGAGUCGAAUUGGAAGAAUAACCGAGUACUCUCCUGCCGACGUUACACGACAAGCUGUACAUUUUUCUUCGCAAGGGCAUUCACUCGAUAAUUCCGUUCUCAUCCUCGAUCGUCAAUCGCGCUGGCGGACCAACCUCCUCCUCCUCCUCUCUCUCUCUUUCUCUCUUUCUUUCUCCUCCUCCCCAUCUCUCUCUCUCUCUCUCUCUCUCUCUCUCUCUCUCUCUCUCUUAGAAAAAUCGCCCUCUCGUUGUCGCUUCGCAACCCCACACCCUCGCUUUUCGUUCUGAUUCCGCUGGUUUCUAUGAUCGAUCGAUCAGCAAUCGGCAAUCGUUCGCGCGCGAUAUCGAGACGGAUUUGUUGCUACAAACGAAAAGAUGAAGAGAGACAAAGAAACGCGAACGGGUGUUACGUGCACGCGUAUAUAUCGGAGAGAUUCGAGGUCCAUCGUAUCGCAAUCGGUGUAAGACACGCGACGUCUUCUUAUCCUCAUGCGUAAGGGAAUAAUUAUCAUAGUUAAUAUCGAACGUCUUCAUACGUCUGCAAGACGAGACGUUAGGCAGCCGACCGGAUGACGUUCCAGGGGGUUGCUGAGACGCGUCGAGGUGUGUCGAGGGAGACCACCGCCCGGUUCGGCGCUUUCGCGAGAAACGUUUCGGUCAUCCAGACGUAUGACGAUCGGCGUGUUUUUUGUAGCUCCGUCUACGUGAAACGUCGCUCUAGCUGCUACGAUAAGUCACUUCACCCUCUUCACACACAUAUAUUCACAACCACACACACACACACACGCACACGUACACACAUAUACAUUAAUUCUAUAUACAACGACGCGAGUGUGCGACUUGUAUAACUGAACUUUAAUAAAGAUACGACCACAAU